CGCGCGCGCGCUGGUGCUGGCGCGUUUCCUGUGACGUUUGGUUCCCGCGACUCCAGCUGUGGCCGCGCCGGCUCCACGUGGGUCGCGGGCCUGGCGCGGGGUCCCGGCGGCGCCAUGGCGGGGGCCCCGCCCCAGAAACGCUUCUACCGGCAGCGGGCUCACUCCAACCCCCUGGCGGACCACACGCUGCGCUAUCCCACAAAACCUGAGGAAAUGAACUGGGCUGAGCACUAUCCUGAGUUCUUCGCCCCGUUGACCAAAGAUGACCGUCACGAUGACCCGAAGGACUCCGAGGAGAGAGUGAAGCCAGCGGCGCAAGUUGAAUUUGCUGAUAUUGGCUGCGGUUAUGGGGGCUUGUUGGUCGAGUUGUCUCCCCUCUUCCCCAACACCUUAAUGCUGGGCCUGGAGAUUCGAGUGAAGGUCUCGGAUUACGUCCGUGACCGGAUCCAGUCUCUGAGAGCAUCCCAUCCCGGGCAGUACCAGAACAUCGCCUGUGUCCGCAGCAAUGCCAUGAAACACCUGCCCAACUUCUUCCACAAGGGGCAGCUGGCCAAGAUGUUCUUCCUCUUCCCGGACCCGCACUUCAAGAAGACUAAGCACAAGUGGCGGAUCAUCAGCUCUACGCUGCUGGCCGAAUACGCCUACGUCCUGCGCAUCGGGGGCCUGGUGUAUACCAUCACUGAUGUGGAAGAGAUGCACGAGUGGAUGGUCGGGCACUUCAGUGGGCACCCGCUCUUUGUCCAGGUGCCCUUGGAGGACUUGGGCAGCGAUCCCAUCGUGGGGCGUCUGGGCACCUCCACCGAGGAGGGAAAGAAGGUCCAACGGAACAGUGGCAAGACCUUCCCUGCUGUCUUCCGGCGCAUCGAGGAUGAAGCCCUGCAGGGGGUUCCAGGCACAGAGCAGUUCCAGGGGGCUCCAGAUACGUGACUGUGGACCCGAGAGACAAAUCAUCAUGGACCGUGCCUGUGCAGUGUUCCAGGGAGACCUCUUCCCCCUCCCCUGGUGCUGUUGGGGCAGACGGGCUGAUUGCUUGGCCUGGAGCAUGAAGCUCACGGGAGCCCUUGAUGUCUUGAAUACGGAGAAGCUGGCUCCUCUCCUAACGAGAAACGCAUAAGGAGUGUCCCAAGCAUCCCCUUGGGCUCUGCCUGCUGGUGCCCAUGAGCUCCUGGCACCGUUGCUUUUACCUCUGAGACUCUGCCAGUCAGGGGCGGGCUGCAGCUUCACUCACACUCGAUUUCUGAAUAAAGCUUGAGCUCACAGUC
Molecule: messenger RNA, 1262 nt
Organism: Caretta caretta (loggerhead turtle)
Lineage: Eukaryota; Metazoa; Chordata; Testudines; Cheloniidae
Gene: METTL1
Product: methyltransferase 1, tRNA methylguanosine
Biological process (GO): tRNA methylation; RNA (guanine-N7)-methylation
Cellular component (GO): tRNA methyltransferase complex
Molecular function (GO): tRNA (guanine(46)-N7)-methyltransferase activity
Source: RefSeq, a predicted model, not a curated record